Arvicanthis niloticus (Nile rat) is the source of this 5906-nucleotide messenger RNA. RefSeq names its product exostosin like glycosyltransferase 3 (gene Extl3). Gene Ontology annotation, molecular function: glycosyltransferase activity. Gene Ontology annotation, cellular component: membrane. NCBI's taxonomy places the organism in Eukaryota, Metazoa, Chordata, Mammalia, Rodentia, Muridae. The record is from RefSeq and is a predicted model, not a curated record.
CCGGCAGGGGGAGCGGAGGAUCCGGCGCGGCCUGGGAGGCGCGCAGCCGGCGGCCAGAGCGGCCUGUGGGAAGCGGACUUUCAUGCAGACAACGGCAGUAGCUCAUCCCUGACUGGAAGCGGGAGAACAAGCUCUGGUGUCCACAAGUUUGAGAAAUCCUGUGUUGAAGCAUAAUGUUACUACAUAAGCCAGAGAAACGAAGAGCUCUGCCAGGCCUGAUUGCUGGUAGUGACAUGGAGGACGAGGCUGGCAUUUCAAACUGCCAGCCGCUUUUACCAGUCACUGCAUAACUUAAAUAGAAGCUAUGCAUAUUGGCUGGCCAACAAAGCCAAGGAACAAACACUAUGGCAGUUAAAAUGGUCUCUCUGAGUCCAGGGCUCUUUCCCUGGAUUUUAACACCACGGAUCUCUUUCUUUUCAUCCCAUCAGCAAUGUGGUAUCUUCUUCUAUUUGAUGAUGACAGCCGAGACUUAGGAUUUGCCUGACUACGGUUAGAGACCUGAGUCACAGCGAGGAAAAUGAAAUUUCCAUUUUAUUUGGUGCCUUGUGCAGGGAGCACACUGAUUCUUCCAGAAACUUGUGUGUGAAGAAGAGAUUGAAUUUUGUCAGACUCAUGGUUAUGGCGAGUGAUCCGACGUGACCAGCCUGGGCAAGAGCCGCCGGGAACUCAUGACAGGCUAUACCAUGUUGCGGAAUGGGGGAGUGGGAAACGGUGGUCAGACCUGUAUGCUGCGCUGGUCCAACCGCAUCCGGCUGACAUGGCUGAGUUUCACGCUGUUCAUCAUCCUGGUCUUCUUCCCUCUCAUUGCUCACUAUUACCUCACCACUCUGGAUGAGGCAGAUGAGGCUGGCAAGCGCAUCUUUGGCCCCCGGGCUGGCAACGAGCUCUGUGAGGUAAAGCAUGUUCUGGAUCUUUGUCGGAUCCGUGAGUCUGUGAGCGAAGAGCUUCUACAGCUGGAAGCCAAGCGGCAGGAGCUGAACAGCGAAAUUGCCAAACUCAACCUCAAGAUUGAAGCCUGUAAGAAGAGUAUAGAAAAUGCCAAGCAGGACCUGUUGCAGCUCAAGAAUGUCAUUAGCCAGACAGAGCACUCCUACAAGGAGCUGAUGGCCCAGAACCAGCCCAAACUGUCCCUGCCCAUCCGACUGCUUCCCGAGAAGGACGAUGCUGGCCUUCCACCCCCCAAGGUCACUCGGGGUUGCCGGCUUCACAACUGCUUUGAUUACUCUCGGUGUCCUCUGACAUCUGGCUUUCCUGUCUAUGUCUAUGACAGUGACCAGUUUGCCUUUGGGAGCUACCUGGACCCUUUAGUCAAGCAGGCUUUUCAGGCUACAGUGAGAGCUAACGUUUAUGUUACAGAAAAUGCAGCCAUCGCCUGCCUGUAUGUCGUGUUAGUGGGAGAAAUGCAAGAGCCCACUGUGCUGCGGCCUGCUGACCUUGAAAAGCAGCUGUAUUCUCUGCCACACUGGAGGACAGAUGGACACAACCAUGUCAUCAUCAACCUGUCCCGGAAGUCAGACACACAGAAUUUACUGUACAAUGUCAGUACAGGCCGGGCCAUGGUGGCCCAGUCCACCUUCUAUGCUACUCAGUACAGAGCUGGCUUUGACUUGGUUGUGUCACCACUUGUCCAUGCCAUGUCUGAACCCAACUUCAUGGAAAUCCCACCACAGGUGCCAGUUAAGCGGAAAUAUCUCUUUACUUUCCAGGGUGAGAAGAUCGAGUCUCUGAGAUCUAGCCUUCAGGAGGCCCGUUCCUUUGAGGAAGAAAUGGAGGGCGACCCUCCAGCAGACUAUGAUGAUCGGAUCAUUGCCACUCUAAAGGCUGUACAGGAUAGCAAGCUAGAUCAGGUGCUGGUAGAAUUUACUUGCAAAAACCAGCCGAAGCCCAGUCUGCCAACUGAGUGGGCACUGUGUGGGGAGCGGGAAGACCGUCUAGACUUACUGAAGCUCUCCACCUUCGCCCUCAUCAUCACUCCCGGGGAUCCACGUCUGCUUAUUUCAUCUGGGUGUGCAACACGGCUCUUUGAAGCCCUGGAGGUGGGAGCUGUGCCGGUUGUGCUUGGGGAGCAAGUGCAGCUCCCGUAUCAUGACAUGCUGCAGUGGAAUGAGGCUGCCCUGGUGGUGCCCAAGCCUCGUGUUACAGAGGUCCACUUCCUGUUACGCAGUCUCUCAGACAGUGAUCUGUUGGCUAUGAGGCGGCAAGGCCGCUUUCUCUGGGAGACCUACUUCUCCACCGCUGACAGUAUUUUUAAUACCGUGCUGGCCAUGAUUAGGACUCGAAUUCAGAUCCCAGCUGCUCCCAUCCGGGAAGAGGUAGCAGCUGAGAUCCCCCAUCGUUCAGGCAAAGCAGCUGGAACUGACCCCAACAUGGCUGACAAUGGGGACCUGGACUUGGGACCGGUAGAGACAGAACCGCCCUAUGCCUCACCUAAAUACCUCCGCAAUUUCACUCUGACUGUCACAGACUGCUACCGUGGCUGGAACUCUGCACCCGGACCUUUCCAUCUUUUUCCACACACACCCUUUGAUCCUGUGUUGCCCUCUGAGGCCAAAUUCCUGGGCUCAGGGACUGGAUUUCGGCCCAUCGGUGGCGGGGCUGGGGGCUCUGGCAAGGAGUUCCAGGCAGCGCUUGGAGGCAAUGUCCAGCGGGAGCAGUUCACAGUCGUGAUGCUGACCUAUGAGCGGGAGGAAGUGCUCAUGAACUCCCUGGAGAGACUCAACGGCCUCCCCUACCUGAACAAGGUAGUGGUGGUGUGGAACUCUCCCAAGCUGCCCUCGGAGGACCUUUUGUGGCCAGACAUUGGUGUCCCCAUCAUGGUUGUUCGCACUGAGAAGAACAGUUUGAACAAUCGGUUCUUGCCCUGGAAUGAGAUUGAGACAGAGGCCAUACUGUCCAUCGACGACGAUGCUCACCUCCGCCAUGAUGAAAUCAUGUUUGGUUUUCGGGUUUGGAGAGAGGCCCGUGAUCGCAUCGUGGGUUUCCCUGGCCGGUACCAUGCGUGGGACAUCCCUCACCAGUCCUGGCUCUACAAUUCCAACUACUCCUGUGAGCUGUCCAUGGUGCUGACGGGCGCUGCCUUCUUUCACAAGUAUUAUGCCUACCUGUAUUCUUAUGUGAUGCCCCAGGCCAUCCGAGACAUGGUGGACGAGUACAUCAACUGUGAAGAUAUCGCCAUGAACUUCCUUGUCUCCCACAUCACACGGAAGCCCCCCAUCAAGGUGACGUCGAGGUGGACUUUUCGAUGCCCAGGGUGCCCUCAGGCCCUGUCCCAUGAUGACUCCCACUUUCAUGAGCGGCACAAGUGUAUCAACUUUUUUGUCAAGGUGUAUGGCUAUAUGCCUCUCUUGUACACACAGUUUAGGGUGGACUCUGUGCUCUUCAAGACCCGCCUGCCCCACGACAAGACCAAGUGCUUCAAGUUCAUCUAGGGCCUUGCCAGUUCUGAUGACAAUGAGCAGAGUAGGGGAGUUACCCCCAAGGUUCCCAAGGUGUCGAAGGUCCUUGGGGACAUCUGUGGGGCAGGGCCCAGACCCUUUGCUGAGCGAGGCAGCAGGAAGAGUAGAAAGGACAGCUGUCUGUCUUCUGAGUCAGCCAUACUGGGCCUGGAAUCCUGGUCAGCCGACGCGGCUUCUGCACAGGCACUGACUGAUAGCCGACACUGAGGACUGUUCACAAGCCCAGGACAGCUGGUUCGUGCUUUUUAAAUUCAGUAACAGCAUUUAUUAUUUAAAGAGAGUUUCACAUCUGCCAUUCAAGGCUUAUUUAUAUGUGUGCAUAUAUGUACACACAUAUGUGUAUAUACAUAUAUAUGUGCACACACACACACACACACACACACUUUGGUGGGUCUGGGUACACCUGAAAUUUCUGCCAAUCUCUCCAAGAGAGGGACCUACCCGGCUGUGUAUUUGUGGAGAGGGUCCUGGCCCUGUAUAACCUGGACACUGCGGCUCCACCCUCCCAGGGACACUGGCUGCAGAAGUCAGCAGGAUGGACCUGGCCUAGGCAGGGUCUCCUGACCUCUCCCGGCCCCUUUCCAAUGCCUCAGUGCUGCUCCCACAGCUUCUGCUGGAGGCUGCACACAGUAGGGACAAUGUGCCCCAGAUGCUUUGAAGAGUUGGAACUGGGCCGCACUCACGUGUCACCGGGCUUUCCAUUCUUUCUUGUGUUUGAGAGAGAACAAGGAGGCAAACAGUGAGGUGGAGAUGAGACCUGUACUUAGCUUACCCAUCAUCCGGGUGACACUGGUGCAGGGUGCUGGUGGCCGGUUCCGUAGUACUUGCUUCUUUCCGAGGAGACAACAGGAAUGUGGCAGGCAGGCUGGGAGCUCGGCUGGUGUAGAGUCAGCCUGUGUCCUUUGAGGAUUCCAUAGUCUUACUCCAAGGCAUCUGCCUUGGCAAGAACCCCCAGGUGAAAUUCACCUUCCCUCUUGUGUCUAGAUGUCCAUCCUGUACCUGUGGGGUUUAGACCCCUGAUGCCAUGUCGGCUGUAGGGAGCCCCUGCCUUCAAGGUCUGGGGUGUGCUAGAACCCGGACAGAGGCUGCGAUUUGCUAGGUGAGUCCUAGUCUGUUUUGGACGUUAACAGGCAGUCACCCCAUGCUACCUGUUGAUGGUUCUCUUCCCAGGGCUGAAAGUAAAAUAAACCAACUUGGGGUAGAUGGCAGUGGGAAACUGUUGAGUCAGGGAUUCGCCCUGUGACUUGUCUCCCCAGCCCCAGCAGCUGAAGCAGAGCUCAGUCUGUCCUGGUCAUGUACCUGCCUUAAGCCAGUUCCGUCUUCCUAGGCCCUGAUACAUGUGCUGCUGCUUGGGGUCCUCUCUGCCUGCUGUCCUGACUUCUCUCUAGAUCCCUCCUGCCAUAGGGCUGGCAUGGCCCCGGGAGCGCCUCAGGCCCGCAGGCCCAGGCUGCUGCAGAACUUCCACCGGAUCUUCAGGAACCCAACUCCAAGGGCUGCCUGGGACAUUUGGUUCUUGGCAACUCGGCGAAGGGAUCGAGACUUCCCCCGACCUUCUGUCAUCUCAGCAGCCCUUGUAGCGGUAGCCCUCCUCCCUCAGGGGAGCCAAAGAGUGUGGUGUUUGUGUGAAAUAUGUGGCUGCUAUUUUAUCUUUUGUUCUCCUUUCCCAGUAUUGGGGAGGGAAGCCAGAGUGUGGGUGAACAUCCCGACAGUCGCUCUGCCCUGAGCCCCAUCCCUGUCGCCUCCUUUCUUUUCAUUAAGAGGUUGUAUAUGGUGCUGUGGCACUGAUAAGCAAGUCAGUCUCUGUGGUAGGACCCCCUUUGUGGGUCACUCAUGGGUAUCACUGAAAUGUGGUUGAGGGAUAGUGAUGUCAGAGUGUCCUUCGGGAUAGCACCUCUGGGCCUGGUGGAACACUAACUGAAGGACCCCAGCAGCAAGCAUGGACAGUGACUGUACCUGAGGGACUCUGUCAGAGGCAAGAGGCAGAGACAAAGCAGUUGGACCCCGCUUGUGAUUUGGGUUUGGGGGUUAGGGGACAUGCUUGGACAUGAUUGUGCCACUACAAGUAUGGGGAGCCUGCCUGGUGUUUGGGGCUGCUCACUGUGGGUCACCUCCUAGUGCAGAGUCUUACCUAACAUGGGUCACACUUAGCUACCCAGUCUCAGCUCCCAGGGCCAGGACAGCUUUGUUUUCCAGUUGCUCUUUAUCUUGAGGUCAAGGGCCACCCACAGUGUGACAGACCCCUGGGGUGCCUCAGGCCAGUGGACCACCUAUAAUGCUCCUGUCUUGGGUGGCCUUGUUAGUGAACAAGGAGCUGGAGGGUGGGACCACUGGGGGGGGGGGGGGCUCUGAUAACAGAACUUGUCCAUCUGUCUGCUCCUUUCAAACCAUGAGCACAAAGGUCUUACGUUGGAUUUUUGUAAAAAAACAAAAUAAAUGGAGACUUUAACUCAA